AUGAGGCUAUCACUAUCAUCCACACUACUGGCUUUACCGCUGAUAUCAGCAGUCAAUGCAUUACAUUUCUACUUCGAAUCAAAUGAGAAGAGAUGCUUCAUGGAGGAAUUACCGAGCGAUACGAUCGUAGAAGGCCACUACAAAGCUUAUAUAUGGGAUGAACCUGCCAAUCUGUGGAGGAUGGACCAAGACGUUGGUAUACACGUUGCAGUAGAGGAACUAUCCUCUGGCCAUGUAGUCGUCAACACCCGUGGACCACCCGAUGGAAGAUUUACUUUUACCUCCCACGAGCCGGGAGAUCACAACAUUUGUUUACAUUCUAACAUAACUGGUGGAUGGUUGACGAAUCAACAUAUCAAAUUGUAUUUGGAUAUCAACGUGGGAAGCUCAAGACCUGAUGCUGAAGCCGACUCAUCACACGUCACGACCCUCUCUUCCAAGAUCAGAGAUCUGAACAAUAAAGUUGCUGAUAUCCAGCGAGAACAGCGAUACAUGAGAGAAGUCGAGGCUACGUUCAGGGACGCAAGUGAAUUGACCAAUUCGAGAGCGGUAUGGUGGAGUCUGUUACAGAUUGGAGUUUUGAUAGGUGCUGGUGUAUGGCAGAUGAGGUAUUUGAAGGUGUAUUUCGAAGAUAAGAAACUUAGGUAG
Molecule: messenger RNA, 648 nt
Organism: Kwoniella botswanensis
Lineage: Eukaryota; Fungi; Basidiomycota; Tremellomycetes; Tremellales; Cryptococcaceae
Exons: 6
Coding region: 1-648 (215 amino acids)
Biological process (GO): intracellular protein transport; endoplasmic reticulum to Golgi vesicle-mediated transport; Golgi organization
Cellular component (GO): endoplasmic reticulum; Golgi apparatus; COPII-coated ER to Golgi transport vesicle
Source: RefSeq, a predicted model, not a curated record